AAAACACUUUCCCGUUUUCACCCUUAAAACUCAACUAAUUAACGAUAAAGUUAUUUCUGUCCACCGAUUCCUCGCAGGAGAGGCAAUUCCCUGAAAACCCUCAAUCCUCCAUCCAUCUCCGACUAUACGCCGACGAAUCCUUCGUGAUUAUUUAGCCUUGGAUAAGAAGGUGGCAGAUCCGGCGAAGUUGGCUUUUUGGUUGAUUCUAUUUCGACUACCUUUUUUCUUCAUCGCUUGCUUCAAGGACCCAAGAACAUCAACGCGAGAAUGACCGAGGAUGCCGGCACGAAGCCCUCGGAGGAAUCCGUAGGGGCCGCAAGCGCCAUGCGGCAAAGGAAAAAGAGAAGAUGGGAUGAACCAGCUGAUUUUCUUAUUUCUACAGGGAUAUCUAUACCUGGUGCUAUUCCUAUUGGCUUCGGCAACUCCCUUGGUAUUUCUACUCCAGGAGUUUUGCCAGUUUCUAAUGCUAUUGCAACAAACACAUUAGUACCUUUGAUCACUCAUAGUGCUACCACACUUGUCCAGAAAUUAAGCCAGUCAAAGGUUCAAGAUGAACUAAUAGCACGAGAAAUCGUAAUAAAUGAUGCUGAACCAACUAUUCGAUACAAGCUUACAAAGCGUCAAACCCAGGAGGAGAUUCAGAGAAGCACGGGCGCCAUUGUUAUCACUCGAGGAAAGUACCGCCCUCCGAAUGCAUUGCCGGAUAAUGAAAAGCCUCUUUAUCUUCAUAUUUCUGCUGGUUCGCAUUUAAAAGACAUGGCAGAACGAAUUAUUGCUGUUGACCGUGCAGCUUCCAUGGUUGAGGAAAUACUGCGUCAAGGACACAACUUACUAUCAAAUUCCUGUUCGCACAGUGCUGGGCAGGUGAAUCAACCUAUGAGCAUUUGUUUGUUUCUGGGCUUUGAACCUGAUCCAUCUCAAAACAUUGCAGCUCGCAUUAGAGGACCUAACGAUCAGUAUAUAAAUCACAUUAUCAAUGAAACAGGAGCGACUGUUGUACUAAGAGGGCUUGGUUCUGGCAGUAAUGACAUUUCUCAUGCUGAAGAUGCUCAACAACCACUGCACCUGUAUUUGUCAAGUACAAAUUCCAAGAGUCUUGAAGCUGCAAGGAGUUUAGCUGAAAACCUUUUGGAUACAAUUUCUGCUGAAUGUGCUGUUUCCAGGGUUCCAUCAAGCAAAGUAUACCGUGCAGUUCCUCCUCCACACCAGUUGCUGGCAGGAGUAGUGAGCUCUGCAAAUGCGGAUCCAGUUGUCAGUUCAUCAUGCGCUGUUGCUGGCGUCACACAAGCAGGACAAUCUCUUGCAUCUAGCACAUCGGCAGUUUCCUCUCUGUCUACUGUGCUUCCUUCAGGUGUCUUAAUACCGAAUGGAAACCUGGCUAGCUGUGGUACCUCCAUACCAAACACAGGAAACUAUGUUUAUCCAACAGUAACUGGAGGAACAUGUUACAGUGGAUAUGGUGGGAUAUAUCCCCAGGCCACACCAUUGCAGCAAGUUGCUCUAGCGCUCAAACAGGCCCCUCUUUCAUCCACUUCUGUUGUUUCUUCAGCAGCUUCAAAUGCAAAUGCAUUGCCAAAGAUGACCUCAAGUUCAAAUGCUGAUAGAGAAAAACGGCCAUCUCAGAAGCGGAAAUUCCAGGAGCUACCGGUCACUUCGAAAGGGCUGUCUACUCUUAAUCAGAACUCACGACAGGGCUCAGAAUGUUUUAAGCCAGGUUUAGAGGAUGCUGCUGGAAAAAUUCCAUUCAUGCCUCCAACAAAGAAGUCGAGUCAGCCAGCGCUCGGAGAGUUGCCGCCACCGCCGCCGCCAAGAAUGAUGCCUCCCCCGCCACCAAAGUUUUCAUCCGAUCAUAACCGUAAUUCAAUCGCUGCGCCGCCUCCCCCGAACUUUCCAUCAUCCGAUUCACCUGUAGGGUUUCAAAAUCAGAAUCCGGCAAUGAGUCCAGCAGUCACUGAAACUCUUGUUCAGAGCAUAGUUUCAGAGAAAGCCAGCUUAGAACCAGCUUCUGAUACAUUUUUGAAGCUAGUUGAGUAUGAAGAAGAAGAGGAAGAGGAAAUGGUUGCCGCCGCCGAAGAAUCCUUUAGAAGCACUAGCUCAAAACCUUUUUGGGCUGUAUAAAAUGCUGCCUUUUAAAUUUUAGCAGAAUCCAGAAGCGGCUCUCAAGUUUUCUGAUUGAUGAUGAGUUUUGAAAAGUCGCUCAGAAAUUCUUAUGCCAUCUGAUGAAGCCUCACUGUGGUCCUUAAUUUCUGGAUUCAUGGCGCCCUAUGACCUGUGACUCCAAGACCUUGAGACCAGAAGAUUAGAAUGUUGAAUGCCUUAUUCAGUACUGUAAACAUUUUCCAUUUGUGUAGCAAAGUUAAAUAUAGUGAGAAAUUAGGGUUUGUAAGAAAGGCCAUUGUCAAUGUAGUGAGAAAAUAGGGUUUUUAAGAAUUGCCAUAGUUUAAACUUUUGAUAUUACUCAUUUCUGUCUCUUGUUCUAGUAGACUUUGGUCAGGAAUUUCAGAGAGAAUAUUUUAAUGUUCUUACUAAAUAUUUUACCCUAAGUUUAUAUGGCAUAGAUGCUUCAACAC
Dendrobium catenatum is the source of this 2570-nucleotide messenger RNA. Its product is annotated as protein RIK. Gene Ontology annotation, molecular function: RNA binding. Lineage: Eukaryota; Viridiplantae; Streptophyta; Magnoliopsida; Asparagales; Orchidaceae. The transcript is spliced from 12 exons. Bases 268 to 2118 code for a protein of 616 amino acids. Gene Ontology annotation, cellular component: nucleus. The record is from RefSeq and is a predicted model, not a curated record.